Impatiens glandulifera is the source of this 804-nucleotide messenger RNA. RefSeq names its product protein PFC0760c-like. The transcript has 4 exons. The coding region runs from base 1 to 804 and encodes 267 amino acids. NCBI's taxonomy places the organism in Eukaryota, Viridiplantae, Streptophyta, Magnoliopsida, Ericales, Balsaminaceae. The record is from RefSeq and is a predicted model, not a curated record.
AUGACAAGAUUGAAGAAGAAGGAGAAGAAUGAGGAGAAUGUUGAGGUGAUGGAGGAAGACAAGGAUGAUGAAGACAAGGAUGACAAGGAUGAAGAUCUGUUAGAGGAGAAGGAUAAGGAUCUGGUGAAUAAGGAAGAUGUGGAGAAGGUGAAUACGUUGAAGGAGAAGGAUGAUGAUCUAGUGAAUAAAGAAGAUGUGGAGAAGGUGAAUGUGUUGGAGGAGAAAGAUGAGGAUCUGGUGAAUGACGAAGAUUUGGAGAAGGUGAAUGUGUUGGAGGAGAAGGAUGAGGAUCUGGUGAAUGGGGAAGAUUUAGAGAAGGUGAAUGUGUUGAUUGAGGAUAUAGUGAAGAAGAUUAAUGAUGUGGAGAAGGUGAAUGAGAAUAUUAAGGAAGAUGUGGUGAAUGAGAAGAUUAACGAAAAAAAGGAUGUGGAUCUAUUUGUGGAUAAGGAUGAGAUUGAGAAUCUAGUGAAAAAGAUUGAUGAUGUGGAGAAGGUGAAUGAUAAGGUAGAGAAAGAUGUGGUGAAUGAGAAGGUGGAGGAAGAUGUGGUGAAUGAGAAGGCGGAUGAAGAUAUGGUGAAUGAGAAGAUUGAGGAGAAUCUAGAGAAGGAUGUGGAUCUAGAGAAGGAUGAGGAUCUAGAGAAGGAUAUUGACAAGAUUGAGGAUCUGGUGGUGGAGAAGGUGAAGGAUGUGAUGUUAAAGGAUGAGGAUCUAGAGAAGGAUGAUGUAUGUACAAUUCACAUUCACGCCUUUUGUAUUGGUUAUCAAUUAUCCCAGUUUAAAAACCAAUUCAAGAGAUACAAUUAA